GAAGCAGGGAGAGGCUCCCCCAUCCUUGCUGAGCCCCUCUGCCAGCCGAGCCGCCCCACUUGGCUGCCCCUUCAAGGGACCCUCAGUGGGAGAGGCUCAUUUGCAGACAGCGCCAGCAUCGCAGCACAGCUGAACUGCCGCUUGGAGCCGCAGUGCCAGCAAGUCGGCCCAUCGAGGGAAAGUCGGAUCCGGCCUGAAGGGAGGAGGAGGAGGAGGAGGAGGAGGGCAGCAAACGGAGAACACCUGCCCUGCGAGAUGCUGCAGGGUCUGCUGCCGCCCCUCCUCCUGGCUGCCUGGGUGGCAGCCGCGCCUCUCCCCGAGCAGUGCACCUCCGAGAUGAACAACAUCGAGGACCUGCUGCAGGUGAGCUGUGUGGAAAAGGGGCUGACCAACAUCCCCGGCGGGCUGCCGGAGGACACAGGCAUCCUGCUCCUCGCCUCCAACCAGCUGGCCAAGGUUGCCCUGGCCUCCUUCCAGCACCUGCCUCUGCUGUGGAAGCUGGACCUCUCCAACAACAGCCUGAAAGUCCUAGAGACCGGCGCCACCCUGCCCAAACUCGAGAAGCUGCUUCUGUCCCAUAACAGCCUGGAGAGCCUGCCCGCUUUCCUGGGGCUGCCCAACCUGAAAUGCUUGGCAUUGGGGCACAACCGGCUCUCCCAGCUGCCUGAGGGGGCCUUCCGUGGCCUGGGGCAGCUGCAGGACCUGGAAUUGCAGGGCAACCAGCUGCAGAGCCUGCCUGUCGGAGUCUUCCACGGCCUGCAGGUGUUGGGGGAUCUGGACCUGUCGGACAACCGCCUGGAAGCCCUGCCCCCGCAGCUGCUGGACAAGCUGGAGAAGCUGGCGAUUCUGGGGUUGGAGAGGAACCGGCUGGAGCGUGUGCCACAGAACUUCUUCCCGGACAACGAGUAUGCCUACGUCCACCUGGUGGAGAACCCCUGGCUGUGCGACUGCCGGCUGGACUACCUGCGCGAGUGGAUCAAGGAUAACGAGCUCUUCGUGUACACUCGCAUGAACGUGCAGGAGGAGGGCAUGGACAAGGAGGUGAUGGAGAACGAGCCCGAGAAAGUCCUCUGCCACGGACCCCCCCAGGUGAAGGGCCAGGCCGUCAUGAAUUUCACAACCGUCUGCAGGAAACUCGGAGACGAGGACCCGGAGGUGGAAGUCGAGGGAGGCCCUGCGGAGGAUAGCUGGAGUCCCUCUCUGACCCCUCCCCCUUCGACGCCCACUGCCUCCAGGCGCUCCUCGCCCAGCCCAAGCACAGCCGUCAGCCCAAGUGGGGCCGCUCUCACAACCACAAGCGGCACUUCAGCGCUUAGUUCUAUGACAACACACUGCCCUACCACCAGCAGCCCUGGUCCCACCACUGCUCUCCGUCCCCUCACCACAACCGCAGCCUUUGCCGCUUUCGGCCUUUCCACCAGUGCUGCCACUGCAGGGAAGUCAAGGGCAACUUCUAAUGGCCCCAUGAUGACCCCAGGACCCUCAACCGCCCACACCCCAACCUCUGGUGUCCCUACCACAAUGGCAACCUCCUCCAACCCGCUUGCUCUCAGCCCCACUGCCUCAAUGCUCACCACCCCGCUUCCCUCGAGUGCCCCUCCACCAACAACCACAGCAGCCGGGCAUCCUCCGAGCACUGCAGCCCUGGUCCCUCCCACCCCCACCCCCACCCAUGUCCAAAGCUCAGCCAGGAUUUCUGCUCCCCUUUCCACCCGCGGGUUUUCUGCCCCCAAGGCCUCUGCCCACUGUCUCUGCCCCAUCCUGCCUGUCAGGGUUCUCGGAGUGGCUGCUCAUCAGGGGUCCAAGGCAGAGUGGCUGGCUGGCUCCUGCUGCCUACUGCGCCUGGUGCUCUACCUUGCCUGCUUGGCGUUGGUGGCCCUGCCGACCCUGGCCCUGCUCUGCUGGCUGGGCUGGCUCUCUCUCGGUUGGGACCGCCCGGCUGUGCGAGGAGCUCCAGGGUCCUAUCUGGCCCGGACCCAGCAGUGGCAGGAAGCCUCCCCCAAAGGAUGGCAGCUGAAGUUGGCCGAAGCCCCCCCACGUCGCACCUCCGGGCCUCGGAUCUACCGCGUCUGCAAGACGUUCCAGGUGGGCCCUUCCCGCCACGUCACCUGGCUGCUGGUCAGCCUGCCUGGCUCUGCCGGAAAAUGGGCCCGGAUGCAGGCCAGGCUGUCCUCCUACAGCUUGGACAGAGGGAAGGACACGCUGGGGGCCGUGAGGGUGAAAUACGCCGCGGCCUCUUUGUAAGGGCCCUUCGACCCAGAAGGUCAGAAGCCCCGGUGCCCCUUAAAGGGGGCAGCUUGACCAGGCUGCUUGCACCCCAUGGGGAUUCCAUCCAACAAGGGGAGGUAGGGGCUUCCUCUUCCUGGUGAUGGAUCCAGUCAGCUGCCCUGAGUGACGGUUCUGCCCCCACCAAGGUCCCAGACCUCCCAGUGGUUAGGAGGAGGACUGUGUUUUUCUGCCCUCUUGCUUUGGGCAACCCCAGAGGGGUCAUCGUUGCCAGUGCACACACCAGGGAGGAGGUGGGGGUGCACAGGGGUCCCUCUGGAGCUGGGGACUCUGCCGGCCUCAUCCUUAGAAGCCCUUUGGCCUCUGCAGACAUUCAGGGGCUGCUGAGGAGUUGGGGAGGGUCCAUUUUUCCAGCCUCUCCCUGAAGGCCUGGUCAGGGGGGUGGGGGCAAAGUCCCUGCCCCAACUCUGGCAAGGCCACAGUGGUUGUGAGAUCCGGUGAUUGGGGAAGACCCUGUACCCUGGCUGGGACUAGGCCCCUCCCCAGACCCCCUCCCAGCUGAUGGCUCAGAAGCAUCCAAAACCUUCGCUGCCCCUAGCAACCCAAGAGGUUCCCCCCCAGAGAAAAGGGGGUCCAGAGCCUGGUGUGUGUGUGUGUGUGUGUGUGUGUGGUGUUUUUGCAACAUUCCCUUGUCUUCUCCCAAUGCCCUGGGGUGAAGCUGCCCUGCUAUGGCUGCCCACAAGACCCACAUCCUUUUCCCGUGGCCUCCCUUCCCCACGCCACCUGACCCCCUCCCUGCUGCCUCGCCCUGAGAGGCCUGGGCAGGAGACCCCAAAGACGCGGGCACCAACCCCACCUAGAAGUGGAGUCAUCAACUUUGCUGCCACCAGAGGGCGCUAGCCAUCAGCCAAGCACCUCCAAGGAGGGAAACCCCUAAACCAACAGGCCUUUAGGGGGCUCCUAUUGUUUGGGGGGGCGGAUUCUUGCAUGGGGUGCACAGGAGCCUUCCAAAGGAGCUCAGUGGAUACUUCCAGGCCUGCACACUGGGCCUCCUGGAACAGCCAGGGGCCUGUGGAAGCCCCCCCCCCCCUUCAGCCUGGGACCGAGUGCCAUACAGGGGCCCAGGGCUCCCCCAAAGAAGUGGGGGUGGGGAGCAGGAUGCCACCCCCUUUGGGCAGCACAAGGGCACAGCUGGGCAAGGGUGCGGGCAGGAGGGCCUGGGUAGGGAGGGGAGGGGGCAACGGGCAGGGGUCUGUUCCUCAGCAUCCAGUUGGAAUAAAAGCAGUUUGCCUCGCAAGACCUGCCUGCCCCCAUCGGCCUCUUCUUCCCCCGUCGGUCUCUGGGGAGAAAGGGCAGUGCCCCCCCCCCUCCCAGGCCAAAGAUGGCUGCCGCUCCAGUCAAGGGCCGAGAGUCUUGGGUCAGCUGCCAUUUGGACGAUUGAAAGGAGCCCCCCCCCCAUCAUGAUCCUGCUCUCAGCCUGCUGUCCUCACAGGGCCUGCAGACA
Thamnophis elegans (Western terrestrial garter snake) is the source of this 3730-nucleotide messenger RNA. It is a transcript of the gene GP1BA, whose product is annotated as glycoprotein Ib platelet subunit alpha. Gene Ontology annotation, molecular function: protein binding. Lineage: Eukaryota; Metazoa; Chordata; Lepidosauria; Squamata; Natricidae. The record is from RefSeq and is a predicted model, not a curated record. The transcript has 2 exons. The coding region runs from base 256 to 2244 and encodes 662 amino acids.